Rhinopithecus roxellana (golden snub-nosed monkey) is the source of this 1156-nucleotide messenger RNA. RefSeq names its product sulfotransferase 1C2-like. The record is from RefSeq and is a predicted model, not a curated record. Gene Ontology annotation, molecular function: sulfotransferase activity. The coding region runs from base 2 to 922 and encodes 306 amino acids. Lineage: Eukaryota; Metazoa; Chordata; Mammalia; Primates; Cercopithecidae. Gene Ontology annotation, cellular component: cytoplasm. Gene Ontology annotation, biological process: sulfation. The transcript is spliced from 7 exons.
CAUGGCAGAAGGAAUAGCUAAGGAUAAGGUGGAGGAGACAAGUGAGUUAGAAUGGGGCUUGUUACCCCCAGAAGAAUUUUCCCAAGUGAAUGGAAUCAUUCUUCAAAAGAAAGCAUGCGAUUCCUGGGAAAAGAUCUGGAACUUCCAAGCCAAGCCUGAUGACCUGCUCAUUGCUUCUUACCCCAAAGCAGGAACCACUUGGACACAGGAAAUUGUAGAUCUGAUACAAAAUGAUGGAGAUAUUGAGAAAAGCAGGCGCGCUUCCAUUCAACUUCGACACCCUUUCCUGGAAUGGAUACGAAUGACACACUAUGGGAUUGACCACGCUAACGCAAUGCCUUCUCCAAGGACCCUGAAAACUCAUCUUCCUGUACAACUACUGCCUCCAUCCUUCUGGAAGGAAAACUGUAAGAUAAUCUAUGUGGCCAGAAAUGCCAAGGAUAAUCUGGUGUCCUACUACCAUUUUCAAAGGAUGAACAAAGCACUCCCUGACCCCGGAAGCUGGGAUGAGUACUUCGAAACAUUCCUGGCAGGCAACGUGGUAUGGGGGUCCUGGUUCGACCAUGUGAAAGGCUGGUGGAAGAAGAAAGACAGCCACCCCAUUCUUUAUCUUUUCUAUGAAGAUAUGAUGAAAGAUCCAAAACGUGAAAUCAGAAAGAUAAUGGAAUUCCUUGGGAAGAACCUAAAAGAAGAGAUUUUAGACAAAAUUGUCUAUAAUACUUCAUUUGAUGUAAUGAAAAAGAACCCCAUGACCAACUACAUAAAUGAAAUUAAAAUGAAUCAUCAUCUCUCUCCAUUCUUGAGAAAAGGAGUUGUGGGAGAUUGGAAAAAUCAGUUCACUGAAGCUCAGAACAAGCAAUUUAAUGAAUACCAUGAGAAAAAUAUGGCUGACACUUCACUGUCAUUUUGCAUGGGACUCUAAUAAACACAGCAAGAGGAUAAAACUUAUUCUCUCCCUAGCCUCUGUAAAGUGAAAAGGAAAUCUGUUUCCAAAUACCACCAAUGGUUUGUCUGACUCAGCGUAAGAGUUUUUAAACAAAGGCAUGAACAUUCUUUAUCCUUGAAUUUCUGAUCUGCUUUUUGGAUUACCACAAUCUGACUUGUUAUAUAAUUAUUAUGCUUUGUGUUUUUCUCCCUUCUCCACAGAUUUUUAGGG